AUGGAAAAUUUAAAAAACAAAUUAUUAAGGGAGGCCAAAGCACUAAAGACUACAAAAAAAAUUUUGUUUUUUAUUCCUGUUUCAUCUCCUGAUUACGAAUCAUCGGCAGAAAAAUUUAGAGAAGUGGCACAAAUGUGCCACGACAAGCAAGAAAAAAUAAAUUAUCUUCUUGAAGCAACAAAAUCAUACCUUAUGAAUCCUGUAGAGUACAACAGAUACAAUACAUAUUUGAUUUAUUUGGACAUAGCAGAAAUAUAUGGUGAAGGACAUGAAGCUAUUAACUUCUAUAUAAAAAGCGGUGAUAUGGCACUAUCAUGUGAUAAAAAGAGUUUGGCGGCCAGGUCAUACGAGAAGGCCAGUGAUUUAAGUGAUGAUAUUAAUAAAAAGAUUGAAUUAAUGUCUAAAAUAGUGGAAUGUUAUGAUUCUAAAAGUUGGGAAAAUCACAGGAUUCAUGCUUUAAAGCAAUUGGCAUUUACGUUGUUCAAAAAUGGGGAAUACGAAAAGGCAGCACAAAAUUUUUUGUUAAUAAAAAGUAGUAUUUAUAAUUUGUGUGCAGGAAUAUGUUAUUAUUUAGUGGGUGUGGAUACAGAUCUAGAGGUUUCUAAUGAACAUAUAGAAGUUUAUGAAGCAUUAUCAAAAGGACCAGAGGAAUUAAGAAAGAGCAUAGAACAUUAUUUAGAUAAUUAUGCAGUAGAAAAAGAAGUAAGAAAAAUAAUGGAGACAGUUGUAGAAAAAAUGAGACCUGAAAAUGAUAUUUUAUAA
Vairimorpha ceranae is the source of this 762-nucleotide messenger RNA. RefSeq lists its product as hypothetical. The transcript has a single exon. The record is from RefSeq and is a predicted model, not a curated record. Gene Ontology annotation, molecular function: protein binding. NCBI's taxonomy places the organism in Eukaryota, Fungi, Microsporidia, Nosematidae. Bases 1 to 762 code for a protein of 253 amino acids.